Penicillium digitatum Pd1 is the source of this 1773-nucleotide messenger RNA. RefSeq names its product putative oxidoreductase, FAD-binding. Gene Ontology annotation, molecular function: oxidoreductase activity. NCBI's taxonomy places the organism in Eukaryota, Fungi, Ascomycota, Eurotiomycetes, Eurotiales, Aspergillaceae. The record is from RefSeq and is a predicted model, not a curated record.
AUGCCAUCAUUUCUAACAAACACUCUGCCCUGGCAUGAGGGUGAGAAGAAACUACACCACUUGCUUCAAGUCCCUUACUUCGACAAUCCGGCUACCCCAUACCUGAGUCCGAGAGCUGAAUUUCUUGUUCAACAAUCACAGCUGCUUGCCGUGGGUACAGUGGAUUCCCAAGGUCGGCCAUGGUCAACGAUAUGGGGCGGCACAGCGGGCUUUAUAACACCACUUGCCGAAUCGCGAAUCGGGCUUCAGACACAAGUGGACAGCCAAUACGACCCUGUUGUGCAGGCAUUGUUGACCGGCAAUCAAACUGAUGCAUACGCAGGGAAACUACUUUCGGGCCUGGCAAUCGACUUGGAGGAUCGUCGGAGAGUGAAGCUAUGUGGCAGGAUGGUGACGGGCUCACUUUCAGACGUGGACCCAGGAGAGGCACAGUUGGUUGUCCACAUUGAAGAGAGCAUGGGGAACUGUCCCAAAUACAUCAACAAGAAGCAUAUCGUGCCUGCCAAGUCUGAUCCCAAGUUGAUCUCCGAUGCGCCGCAGUUGUGUCUUCCUGCAGUUGAGCUGCUCUCUCGUGCGGAUAUGAUCUUUCUAUCCUCUUCUCAUCGAGCACGAACCAUGGAUACAAAUAUCCGUGGUGGUCCGCCCGGAUUCAUGCGUGUUGAAUCCAACAAUGCUAGCGGUGCUGUUCUUGUGUAUCCCGAGUACUCGGGGAAUAAAGUCUACCAAACGCUAGGGAAUUUAGAAACCACCCCGCGGGCGGGGUUCGUCGUUCCUGAUUUCGACAGCGGCAACGUCCUUUACUUCACCGGUUCGACCGAGAUCCUCGUGGGAAAAGACGCAGCCGCAGUCAUACCAAGGUCGAACCUCGCCGUGCGAAUCACCGUUACUGCUGCACUCUUUGUUGAAACUGGGUUGGGAUUUCGUGGUGAGGCCGGAGAUCCUUCUCCGUACCUUCCUAGCUUGCGAUAUCACGUCAACGAGAAACAAAUCCCUGGCACCCAACAUGGCAGUGAUUCCGACUCAGUGGCAACUCUCGUCACAAAAGAAAGCCUCACCCCUUCCAUCCACCGGUAUCGGUUCCGUGUUUCCGGCCGCAAACCAAUUUCGUGGAGUGCGGGACAGUAUGUCACACUGUCUUUUGAAGACGAGCUGAGUAUGGGGUAUAGCCACAUGCGAGAUGACGAUCCGACCAGUCUCAACGAUGAUUAUGUUCGAACCUUUACCGUGUCUUCGUAUCCCGGUCGCGAGAUACCUGCGGAUCAAUUCGAGAUCAUGGUCCGGCAACAUGGCCCCGUUACGAAAUAUCUGUCCCAAGUCAAUGAGCGGGCCGGGCUAGAAAUACCCCUCAAGGGUUUCGGGGGAAACUUCAAUAUGUCCACGGGAAAGUCCAUCGUCCCCUACGUGGCGGGCGGCAUCGGCAUCACACCCCUUCUCGCACAACUUCCAGAGUUGGAUAUCUCCAAGCUGCGAUUAUUCUGGUCAAUUCCGUUCAAUGAUCUGGGGCUGGUGCAAGAUGUGUUCCAGCGGUGGCCCCAGUUGCCCCUGUCAACCACUUUGUUCAUCACAAAUGUGGAGCUCGAUGGAGCCGAUCGGCAGAUGUGGGACGCAAUUCAAUCGUCUGGGGUGCAAAUGAUACGACGACGUAUGCAGGCCGGGGACUUGGACCUUGCGCUAGCAGAUGUUUGGUACCUCUGCUCCGGGGUUGCGUUGAAGGGGAUGGUUUUAAAUUGGCUGGUGGGAAAAACGGUGAUUUAUGAAGAUUUCAACUAUUGA